ACGGGUCCGGAAACAUUUCCGAGAAUAGCAGUUGAUGAGUCGCUCAACCAUCACCCGAGCCAAAGACUGGAAUUUGAAGCAAAACUGUUGUUUCUCCGGCGAGGAUCAUGGUGGAGAGGAGAAAGCCUUUAAUACUUUCCACCACCAAAGCACAUCUCUCCUCCAUUCUCAAUGAUAAACCAUAUAACCUUACAAAAUCAACUCAACCCCAGUCUUCCUCUUUCCCAAUCAAUGCCAGCAUACACUUGCGAGCUGGAAUUCUCCGAUUUCCCAAGGACCCGAAUGUCAUUCCAUCCCCGAAGUCAGUGGCAUCUCUCGACCAUUCUUCGAUGGUCGGACUUUCCACUUCUUCUCUCAAAAAACUCUCCAUCACUUCCGGCUCUCUGGUAUUUGUCAAGAAUGUAGACACUAGUGGACAAAGAAUUGGACAAGUGGUCGCUCUUGAUCCCCCCCAUACUGAUCAGACAUUACCCAACUGCAUAACACUUCCCUCACAAUCUCCUCGGGCUAUUACUGUCUUGCCAUCACAUAGCUAUGGGGAUGUUUGCUUGCCCGAGACAGAUCAGGAAACUGCUUAUUUAUCUCCGAUUCUGGCGUUUAACCUUAGUUUGCAUGUAUCAUGUUUGAAAUCGUCUAUUGCCCAAACUAAGGAGACAUUUUCUCCUUUAUUUGACAUCAAUGUGGUUGAAAGUAGAAAAGAUAGUGCUCUCAUUAGUGUAGAAGUUAAACCAUUGCAUAAGUUACCAAUGUAUGCCACUCAUAUUAGGGUAGCGUUCGUUAAGAUACCUGAAUGUGGUGUGCUCGAGUCUGUUAGAAGAACUUCUGUUGUUCAAGCUGAAGAUCGGCAAGAGUUGAUUGAUUUGGCAUUGAAUCAAUACUUCAAUGUAGAUAGAUUUCUUGCAAGAAGUGACCUUUUCAGUGUUACCAUAAAUUGGAAUUGCAGAUCAACUUUGUGUGUUGCUUGCACCCAGAAACUGCAAAAUGGCGGUUCUGACAUCAUAUACUUCAAGGUUGUGGACAUGCAACCAUCAGAGGAACCGGUUCUGAGAGUCAACCGUUCUAAAACUGCACUGGUGCUUGGAGGGAAUGCUCCCUCUGCUAUCCCCCCAUAUUUUUUAAUUCCUGGUCCACAAUGUGUCUUGCCUGUGCAACUGAACACUGUGAAGACUCUGGCCUCCAUUCUUAUGCCCGCAUUAUGUCCAUCACCACUUUCCUCAAAAUUCAGGGUUGCAGUCCUUAUAUCUGGCUUGCCUGGCAUCGGUAAAACUACGAUAGUUAAAUUUGUAGCUCGUCAGUUAGGCCUGCAUUUGGUAGAAUAUAAUUGUCACGAUCUGUUUGUGUCCUCUGAAAGAAAGGCAUCUUCUCUGCUUGCUGAAGCUUUUAAUGUAGCUCACAGUUACUCUCCGACAAUUCUUCUUUUACGUCAUUUUGAUGCCCUUCGUGAUCUGGGUUCUCAACAAGAGGGAUCACCACAUGAGCAAAGUGGCUCCAAAUUAGACAUUGCAUCUAUCAUAAAGGAAUAUACCGAGCCUGGGGAUGAAGAUCUUCACUUUGAAAUAAACUCAAACCUUGGUGAUGGUGGGCAACAAGGAGAGGUGGGCCAUAGAACCAGUGGGCACCGAGUUCUGUUUAUUGCUGCUGCUGAUAGUGCUGAAGGGCUUCCACCAACUAUUAGACGAUGUUUUAGCCAUGAAGUUAGUAUGGGGCCUUUGACCGAGGAGCAAAGGAAAGAGAUGGUGUCCAAGUAUCUUGAACGCCGAACUGCAGGGGCCCCAAAUGCACAUGACACUUCUACAGAGAACUUGAUAAAAGAUAUUGUUGGGCAGACAUCUGGUUUUAUGCCAAGGGAUUUGCGUGCUUUAAUUGCUGAUGCUAGUGCAAAUAUGAUCUCCACCCUAAACAUUAAUCAUGAAAAAAGUGAGACUGAAGUUCUGAACAAAGACAUUUCCCUGGAGAUCAAUUCAUUUGACAGUGAUGAUAUGGUGAGUCCAUCUCAAGUCUUAAGCAAAGAAGAUUUAAUGAAAUCAAUGGAACGAUCAAAGAAAAGGAAUGCAUCUGCUUUGGGCACUCCAAAGGUUCCUGAUGUGAAAUGGGAGGAUGUUGGUGGGCUUGAGGAUGUGAAAAAAUCUAUUAUGGACACUGUGCAGCUACCUCUACUACAUAAAGACUUGUUUUCAUCUGGAUUACGCAAGCGAUCUGGGGUUCUUCUUUAUGGUCCUCCCGGUACAGGGAAAACUUUACUGGCAAAAGCGGUUGCUACUGAAUGCUCCCUGAAUUUUCUGAGCGUAAAAGGACCCGAAUUAAUUAAUAUGUACAUAGGGGAGUCAGAGAAAAAUGUUCGUGACAUUUUUCAGAAGGCCAGGUCUGCUCGCCCGUGUGUCAUAUUCUUUGAUGAACUUGACUCUCUUGCCCCUGCUAGGGGUGCUUCUGGCGAUUCUGGAGGAGUAAUGGAUCGUGUGGUUUCUCAGAUGCUUGCUGAGAUUGAUGGCCUCAAUGACUCUACUCAGGACUUGUUCAUUAUAGGAGCCAGUAACAGGCCUGAUCUUAUUGAUACUGCUCUUUUGAGACCAGGUCGGUUUGAUAAGCUCUUAUAUGUGGGAGUUAACUCUGAAGCAUCUUACAGGGAGAGGGUUCUUAAAGCAUUGACUCGUAAAUUUAAGAUCCAUGAAGAUGUUUCUCUACUCUCAAUAGCAAAGAAAUGCCCUCCCAACUUUACAGGAGCUGACAUGUAUGCACUUUGUGCUGAUGCUUGGUUUCGUGCUGCAAAGCGCAAGGCGUUAGCUACUGGUCCUGAUGAUUCUACCGGCUCAAGCAACACACAAGACACGAUAGUAGUCGAGCAUGAUGAUUUUUUAAAGGUCUUAGAAGAUCUGUCUCCUUCCUUGUCGAUGGCUGAGCUUAAGAAAUAUGAUGCGUUGCGGGAACAGUUUGAAGGAGGCUCGGGCCGCUCGGCAUCAUCAUCAAGGUAAAGAUUGCUUUCACCAUAGGAAGUGGAAACCGUUAAAGAGCUAAGGAGCAUCGUAUACAAAAGACAUCAUACAUGGUCUAAAAGAAAAAGGACCAUUUUGUAGAUUUCGGACUAUAAAUUAUUCUCUUUUGCAAUAAAAAGUAUAGCAUUUUUGUGUACAUAAAGGAAAUAUUAUAAGCUUGCGCUAAUAUAGUCUCAUCCCAAUCAUGUUGAUUAAAUGCUAUAAAUAGGUGUGUGCAAGAAAAAGGACCAUUUUGUAGAUUAUAAUGUGUAACGUUUUGGUGUUGUAUUGACCAUAAAGUAUUCUGGUCCAUUCACUAUUAAGAAGUGAACUGGAAAAACAGCUGUUUCAUGUUCAAUGAGCUUUUACAGUUCACGAGUU
Messenger RNA from Cuscuta europaea, 3350 nucleotides. The record is from the annotation of a GenBank genome assembly. NCBI's taxonomy places the organism in Eukaryota, Viridiplantae, Streptophyta, Magnoliopsida, Solanales, Convolvulaceae.